AAUGUGGUAGGCGUGGGACGACAAUUAAUAGUUGAAAAUCGUUGUUGUCAACUGGUUGAUUUCGUCAGACUAGUCUCAAGUUUGCUUUUUAUGCGCCCAGCAAAUUUACACAGAAAAUAACCAAACCCUGACUAGAUCCCGAUCUACUGAAAACAAUAUUCCGUUGGUUGAAAUUGCAACAAUAAAAAAAAAUGAAAAAUACUGCUUACGCCUGCAAUCUUGAAAAUGAAAUUAUUCAGCUUCACGGCGAGAUCGACGCAUGUACUGUCCGUCAUUAUGCAGCGCAACAUAACGGAAAUCAACCAGCUAAAAUUGAGCAAACCAUGUUUCUCUCAACAACAAACGAAGACAUUGAACCAGUCACGUUUGCCCACCCCAUGCCGAUCAAAAAGCGGAGGAUUGUAAAAACAGUCGAAGAAACGAGUUACUGGAAAGCCAAUGAAAGCAUCUGUUACACACUCAGUCACGCGGACAUGAUAAAAAUUGAACAAAACAGCAUUUUCGUUAAGGAAAUUGUGGAACCGAAAACAAAAACGAAGAACCUUCGAAAAAAGAAAUGCUCAAAACGAAAAAAUCAUGAGGUGGCAAAUGCAUGGAAUUGGGAGGAUCUGUCCUUCCAACCCGAGAUUGAACCGAAAUAUGACUACAACGAUAAGCCAAAUGACUAUGUGCAAUUUUUGAAUAAUCCGAUAUGUGAUCCAAUGUUUUGCCAGUUCGACAUCAGCAAGGACAAAUCGAUGUACAGCGUAGCAGCUCACUGUGAAUACGACGAAUAUGAAGUAAUAGUGGACGAAGGUUCGCGAAGUGACGAUGCCAAAUUUGCAGAUGCUUGACACAUUUAUUUAAAAUCGAAGGACGUAUCAUAAUUUACAUUGAAAUUAUCAAAGAAAUAUACUUACGGUGACUGUAUACGUGUUAUAUAACAACAAAACACAAUCUUGAAAUGUUACUGAAUAAUCGUGUGAUAAAAUGCCAAAUACAUUUGCCAAACAUUUCA
Messenger RNA from Bradysia coprophila, 997 nucleotides. RefSeq lists its product as uncharacterized. Lineage: Eukaryota; Metazoa; Arthropoda; Insecta; Diptera; Sciaridae. The record is from RefSeq and is a predicted model, not a curated record.